This is a messenger RNA of Doryrhamphus excisus (bluestripe pipefish), 1779 nucleotides long. It is a transcript of the gene siah1, whose product is annotated as siah E3 ubiquitin protein ligase 1. Gene Ontology annotation, cellular component: cytoplasm. The record is from RefSeq and is a predicted model, not a curated record. NCBI's taxonomy places the organism in Eukaryota, Metazoa, Chordata, Actinopteri, Syngnathiformes, Syngnathidae. Gene Ontology annotation, biological process: multicellular organism development; proteasome-mediated ubiquitin-dependent protein catabolic process. Gene Ontology annotation, molecular function: ubiquitin protein ligase activity; ubiquitin conjugating enzyme binding; zinc ion binding.
GUGCGCGUCCCCGAGCGGCUGCUACUUAAGGCCUGGCGUCUCGCCUCUGCUUGACGAGCAGUGCGAAUGUGUGUCUAUGUAGCUACCUAACUAUCUAGCUAGCCGAGGAAAGACGGACUACGGUCGGCCCCCGUCGAUCCCCUCUCCGUGUGAUCGCGCUUGCGUCUGCUGCCAAAUAAAGACUAUUUCGUCCGAGAGGUCACCACAUUUCAAGAGAAGACGAAAGCCUUAUUUGGAAAUCUUAUGGACGAAGAAAUGAGUCGCCAGACUGCCACCGCGCUGCCCACAGGAACCUCCAAGUGCCCCGCCUCCCAGCGCGUGCCCACCCUGUCAGGGACCACCGCCUCCAACAGUGACCUGGCCAGCCUGUUCGAGUGCCCGGUGUGCUUCGACUAUGUCCUGCCCCCCAUCCUGCAGUGCCAGUCGGGACACCUGGUAUGCUCCAACUGUCGGCCCAAACUCACCUGCUGCCCCACGUGCCGAGGGCCGCUGGGCUCCAUCCGGAAUCUGGCCAUGGAGAAGGUGGCAAACUCUGUCCUCUUCCCCUGCAAAUACGCCUCGUCGGGCUGCGAAGUCACGCUGCCGCACACGGACAAGACGGAGCACGAGGAGCUGUGCGAGUUCCGACCAUACUCGUGCCCGUGCCCUGGCGCCUCCUGCAAGUGGCAGGGCUCUCUGGACGCCGUCAUGCCUCACUUGAUGCAUCAGCACAAGUCCAUCACCACACUGCAGGGGGAGGACAUUGUGUUUUUGGCCACCGACAUAAACCUGCCGGGCGCGGUGGACUGGGUGAUGAUGCAGUCCUGCUUCGGCUUCCACUUCAUGCUGGUGCUGGAGAAGCAGGAGAAGUACGACGGCCACCAACAGUUCUUUGCCAUCGUGCAGCUCAUUGGGACUCGCAAGCAGGCGGAAAACUUUGCGUACCGGCUGGAGCUGAACGGCCACCGGCGCCGCCUGACCUGGGAGGCCACGCCGCGGUCCAUCCACGAGGGCAUCGCCACCGCCAUCAUGAACAGCGACUGUCUGGUGUUCGACACGUCCAUCGCACAGCUCUUUGCCGAGAACGGCAACCUGGGCAUCAACGUGACCAUCUCCAUGUGCUAAGAACUCGCCAGAAGAAGCAGGGGGACAUGAAGUUCCAUAUGGAUUGGGGGCAUUUUGGGGGGGUGAGAUCGCUCCCUUUCUCUCACUCUCCGUGCCGCACCCCUUGAAGACACUAUCCAGUUGACUGUCUGGUCAGGCAGCCACCAGGCCAGGGGCGUGUGGGAGGGGCAUGAGGAUAUAACCGUAGAGAUGGCCGUAGCCUUAUAAACGCAACACCGACUCCUUUAUGUGGGAUUCACACGGACAGCCGCAGUCUCACCGUAUCCUUGGAAACAUGCUCUCCUUGUCUGUUUGUCCCCCACCCCCCACCCCCGUCGGGCAUCUCCUCACACUACACGACUGCCGCUCGAUCUCACCACGGACGCCCUGCUCUCCGCUAGGCAGCAAGCUAGCCGCCUCGCCACACCGUUAGUUGUACCAGGCUACCGGGGCCGCGUCCCGCGUGAUGGAAGUUAUGGAGCUCCCAGGACGCCGCCACGCCACUCAUGACUCUUGGAUUGCCCCCCUCCCUCCCGGAUUUGCCAAUGCAAGUGAUCACUAUGGCAGACACCUGUGUGUAUCUGGAGCUGUGUGUGUGUGCGUAUCAAAGAAACAACGUGGGGGGGGGGGGGGUGCAACGACAUUUCAGUUGAGUCAAGUUUAAGUAGAUUUUUCUAUGGGUGUACGCGUGCGUAU